Messenger RNA from Trichechus manatus latirostris (Florida manatee), 1964 nucleotides. It is a transcript of the gene B4GALNT2, whose product is annotated as beta-1,4-N-acetyl-galactosaminyltransferase 2 (SID blood group). The record is from RefSeq and is a predicted model, not a curated record. Lineage: Eukaryota; Metazoa; Chordata; Mammalia; Sirenia; Trichechidae. The transcript has 13 exons. Gene Ontology annotation, biological process: UDP-N-acetylgalactosamine metabolic process; UDP-N-acetylglucosamine metabolic process. The coding region runs from base 1 to 1818 and encodes 605 amino acids. Gene Ontology annotation, molecular function: acetylgalactosaminyltransferase activity.
AUGCACAUAAAACGUUUAGCGUUCCCUACCUUUAAGCACUUGACAGAACGCGGGGUCGCUGUUCGCCUCGACGAGCUCUGGCCUUCCGAGGGCUGCGGCGGUACGGAUGACAUCGUGCGGUUUGACGCGGGAUUGCCUCGCGUGGCCUGGGUUGCGAAGUGUGGACGCUCGGAGCGUGGGAUUCGGCCUUCCAGGCUCGGGGCUUGGAACCCGGUGGCUCUGGCCAAGGUGCCUUUUUCCUGCGCCCGGGAUAGACCGCAGUCAGGCGAGCGCGGCCGGGCGCCUCGGGGAUCUGGGCAUCAGGGCGCGGGCUCCGCGGGCUCCGGACGAUGUCUGUGGUUUCUCAAGAGAUUCCUCUUAAUCUUCGGACUUGGAAUCAUUCUAUUUCUGUUCCUUCAUUCAAAGUUCAGUAGCUUCAAACCAGAGCUCCCACGUCUGGCUCCAAUAGCACAGAAGCUGAAGCUUUUACCUGAGGAACGUCUCAGGAACCUCUUUACCUAUGAUGGAAUUUGGUUGUUCCCGAAAAAUGAGUGCAAAUGUGAAACCACCAAACAGCAGAGAGGCUAUAACUUUCAGGAUGCCUACAGCAAGAGUGACCUCCCAGCAGUGAAAGCAAGGAGACAGGCUGAAUAUGAACACUUUCAGAGGAGAGAAGGGCUGCCCCGCCCACUGCCACUGCUGGCUCAGCCCAACCUUCCCUUUGGGUACCCUGUCCACGGGGUGGAGGUGAUGCCCUUGCACACAGUUCCCAUCCCAGGUCUCCAGUUUGAAGGACCAGAUGCCUCCCUCUAUGAGGUCACCCUGACAGCUUCUCUGGGGACACUGAACACCCUCGCUGACACUUCGGACAAUGAGGUGCAGGGCAGAGGCCAGAAGCAGCUGAUCAUUUCAACCAGUAACCGGGUGCUUUUGAAUUUCAUCCUCCAACAUGUGACUUACACCAGCACAGUGUACCAGCACCACCAGGUGGACAUGGUGACUCUGGAGUCUAAGUCGUCAGUGGCGAAGUUUCCAGUGACUAUCCGCCACCCUGUCAUCCCCAAGUUAUAUGAUCCUGGACCAGAGAGAAAGCUCAAAGACCUGGUGACCAUUGCUACCAAGACUUUCCUCCGCCCUCAUAAGCUCAUGGUCCUGCUCCACAGUAUUCGAGAGUAUUACCCAGACUUGACCGUGAUUGUGGCUGAUGACGGCAAGGAGCCCCUGAAAAUUAAUGACAACCACGUGGAGUAUUACACCAUGCCCUUUGGGAAGGGUUGGUUUGCUGGUAGGAACCUGGCCAUAUCUCAGGUCACCACCAAAUACGUUCUCUGGGUGGAUGAUGACUUUCUCUUCAUCAGCAAGACCAAGAUUGAGGUGCUGGUGGAUGUCCUGGAAAAAACAGAACUAGAUGUGGUAGGUGGCAGUGUGCUUGGAAACGUGUUCCAGUUUAAGCUGUUGCUGGAACAGAGUAAGAAUGGGGCUUGUAUUCACCGGAGACCAGGAUCUUUCCGGCCCAUGGACGGCUUCCCCAACUGCGUGGUGACAAGUGGUGUUGUCAACUUCUUUCUGGCCCACACCGAGCGACUCCAAAGAGUUGGCUUUGAUCCCCGCCUGCAACGAGUGGCUCACUCAGAGUUUUUUAUUGAUGGGCUAGGCAGCCUGUUUGUGGGGUCUUGCCCAGAAGUGAUUAUAGGUCACCAGCCCCAUUCUAAAGCAGUGGACUCAGAGCUGGUUGCCCUGGAGAAAACCUACAACACAUACCGGACCAACACGAAAGACCAGGUCCACUUCAAACUGGCUCUGCACUACUUCAAGAACCAUCUACAGUGCUCCACAUAAAGGUUCAGGGGGAUAGGAAAAGCACUCGAAUGAUUGGUUGUGGGUAUCUGGAACAGUGGAACUGGUGUUAGGGCUGCCUUAAAGUGAACUACUGACAAGAUGAACAUCGUAAUUGAACUAGCUGGUGGGUAAGGGCAAAUGUGUCA